This is a messenger RNA of Harpia harpyja (harpy eagle), 3744 nucleotides long. Its product is annotated as shootin-1-like. Bases 291 to 1814 code for a protein of 507 amino acids. Lineage: Eukaryota; Metazoa; Chordata; Aves; Accipitriformes; Accipitridae. The transcript is spliced from 16 exons. The record is from RefSeq and is a predicted model, not a curated record.
GAGUGUUUGCUACGGAGCUGCACAAGGGGAGGACCUGAGCAUCUCCCUGGGUCAAAGCAACUCGCAGCUGGGGCAGAGCGGGUUUCGGUUCCCCCUUGAGCCCCUGGUUGCUGCCGUGGCAGGAACAGCCCUGUUGGGAUCGGGGUGCUCGGCCCCCGUCGUAGCCGGCGGUGGCGGAGACGGCGCGGUUUCACUUCCCUGCCGCAGGCGGGGAGGGCGAGACGAGCGCCGGGGCGGGGGGCAGGCAUCCUGCCGAGCUCGGGGUGCUGGGUACCACCAGCCCCACCGCCAUGGCCUGGGCUGGGGAAGGCGCCGGACAGCUCGCAGCCAUCCUGGAGUCAGAAAGCAGCGAGGAGGAGGAGGAGGAUGAAGAGGCAGCUAUGGUACAGCAGCAUCAGCCCCUUGGCCAGGAGGUGGGCGAAGCGGAGGAGCGCCUGGCUGAGCUCGAGCAAGCGUCGCAGGCGCUGCUGGCCGAGCUCGCGGCGCUGGAGACCGAGUUUGAGAUCGAGAGGACGUGCCGGCAGCGAGCCGAAUCCUACGCAGCCCAGGUGAAGCAGGAGAACAAGCAACUGAAGCGGCUCAGCCUGGCCCCAACGGCCCCCCCAGCCCUGCCCGAGGAGGUGCCCCCCAAGGAGGACCCCGACCCUGCCCAGCACUAUGGGCGGCAGCUUGAGGAUCUGCAGGAGAAGAUCUCCUGGCUGCUGGCGCAGCGGAAGGACCUCACCAUCCAGGUCCAGGAGCUGCAGAGGCAGAACCAGGACCUGCAGAACCAGCUGGAGAUGGGGCAGGGGGAGCGGCAGCGCCUGCGGGCAGCCCUGGGCACCAGCCAGCGGGCACUGAAGUCCUUCAAGAAAGUGUCCCAGAUCGUCACCCAGGAUUACUGCGAGGCGGUGCAGCAGCUGGAGCUGGAGCAGGACCUGCGCCUGCAAGCCGAAGUCUUCGCCCAUGAGAUGCUGGUGCAAAAGAAGGAGGCGAACAGGCAGAGUAUGAUCCUGCUGCAGAGCUCGGAGCCCAGCGCCCAGCUGCUGGCAGCCCUGCAGGAGGUGGGACGCCUGACCCGGGCGCUGGAGGAGGCCAGGCAGGAGCAGCAGCAGCGGGUGAAGGAGCUGGAGGAGCAGCUGGGGAGGCGGCCGGAGCCGGAGGAGCUGGAUCUGGCCCGAGCUGCUCUGGCCGUGGCAGAAGAUGAGAAGCUGCAGCUGAGAAAGCGGCUGCAGGAGGCUGAGAAGCGGCUGGCAGGGCUGGAGGAGGAAGUGGGCUCGCUGCAGGAGAAGCUGGGCCAGGACCCACCGCCACAGAGCCGGACCCCCGAGCCGGCUGCACCCGUGCCACCACCACCGCCACCGCCACCGCCUGCGCCCACUGCCCCCGUGGACCCGCUCUCGGUGAUCAGGCAGAGGAAGGGGCUGGCAAAUCUGCAGCGCAGCAAGCCAGAAGCUGAUGAUGCUAAAGCUCGAGCCGUGCAGGAGAUGAUGGAGCGGAUAAAGCACGGGGUGGUCCUGAGGCCUGCCAAGGAGCGGGACCCCCUGGGGCAGGGUCCGGCGGAGGCAGCCGGCAAGCGGAGGAGCGCGGUGCUGGAGCUGCAGGGCAUCCUGGGUGCCAUGAGGAGGGCGAGCAGGAGGCCCAGCGGGCGGCAAAGCAGCCUGAAGGGCAAGGACAGGCAGCUGGAGUCCAUCCUGCAGCGGCGACGCCGGGCGGUGGAUGCCUCCGCACCCUCGCUGCCCGCCCCGUCGCCCACCCCCAGCUCCCCGCAGCGGGACCAUGAGGAUGCUGAGGCUGCGGGGAGGCCAGAUCCUGGCGUAGACAACUUGAACUAAAAUAUUUAAGGCAAGGAGCUUAUCUUUCUAAUUACCAAGCGUUUCUCGUCCUGGCCUUUCGAUUCUCCAGACACCUGAGGGCUGCCAUGUGGAAAGCAGACAAGGAAAGGCUGCUCGCGAGACGUAAGAGCUCAACAGACUGAAGGAUGAAUGUCAGCUUGUUGAACAGAUCCUCUUACUGGAAAAGAAGGCAAGAGCCGCAGGGACCACAGCCCUGGGACCGACUUGACCAGUUCGGAAAGCCUAGGGAGGCUGGAGCCAGGCUGCCCCCCACUCCUCCUGCCCUGGCCAAAGCUGAAUUUCUCCAAAUCCAGCUUUCCAGAUGAUUCCCAUCACAAGGGACCCAGCACCACCUGACUCUCACGUUUCGAUCCCCACCGAAUUCACCCUCCCUCGCUUGGCGCUGUCGGGGGAAAAUGCCACGGCCCGAGCGCGGUUACUCAUCGGCAGCCUGCCCUUUCCCACCGCCGCGCUGCCUGCGGUCUGCCCGCUCCGUAUCGAGUGAAUUCCUCUCCCCUGAUUACACCCUCCAAACACCCAUGAAAAUCAAUGCCGGCUCCGCUCCCGCGGGACGGGAAAGCCGUGCCCUGCCGGCUGCACCAUCCCCAAGCCGCCGGAGCCACCGCAGCCAGGGGAGAGCUGCCGAGCAGGCAGAGAUGCUUCGGAGGGCAGCUGUGUAUUAAUAUACAUGACUCUUAAAUACUUAAUCAAAGUGGUAAUUCACACUUCUUUUUAAGCUGGAGCUUCUUGCAAACCCUCUGUGGGUGGACUCCAGAACAUCCUUGCCUCGGACCUGUGAAUAACCAGGGAUUUUAUAUCUUAUUCAUCAGAUUUCCCAGGGUCCCCACAUUUCAGGGCAAGGAAUAGGGCGUUUUGACCCAAGCAAGAGGGUGCAUUUUCAGGAGCCAGCCCCAAAGCUCUCUGCUUACGGCAGGAGACGAGAGCCUGGCCGGGGAGCCGAGCGUGGUCCUCACAGCCUUACCUUCUCCCCACAUAGCUGUAGCCUUCGGGCGGGCUUUUUCUGAUGCUCGUCUUUUAAAUAUUCAUAGGGUUUUGCUCGCUAUCAUUCAGUUACACGACUUAUCUGAAUCUGGUUCAGCUCAGAGAAAUGUGUGUCAUUAACGUCUUAAACACCCGAUGAUCGCAAGCAGUACUCAGGAAAAAUGGACUUGUCAUCUGGAAAAAUACAAAGUAAUCUACCCUCGCUUUCUGGCUAAGUGAAUGGGAAAAUGAGGAUUAAAAAGACUCAGUAGAAGGGACAUUAAAGCUACUGAUCUCCCCCGUUUACAUUCUAGCCACUGGUUCAGCGGCAGGAGUCCUGGGGCUCUGCUUUUACUGCUGUACCCCGCAGAAAGAGCCCUCCAUCGUGCCCUGCUCUCCCUGUCAUGGCAGUGACAGCUCUCAAGUUUUCCAUCCCUCCAGCAUCACAUUCAGAGAGAUAAAACUAAAUUUAAAACCCGACCCGAGGCUGGCGAGAGGCACGGCGCUUGCCCUGCCAUCCUCAGCCAUGCCCCAUAAGUCACGCAGCCUCAGCCCGGGGCGGGGGGAACGACUUCGCCUCGGCUGCCGCCCCCAGCCAGCAGAUCUCGCCUGCCCUGGCCCAUCUGGCUGCACCCAAGGCGAUGGAAACUGUUAACCACAGUUUGGAGCGGAGCUGUGAACACACAUCCAGGAGCUUCCCAGCAGCCUGCUGCCCCCCCCUCCAGGUGCCACCCCCUGCGCUGCCGGCGCUCCCUCCUCCAUGGCUGGAAAUCUUAUUUUUCAACCUAAAUUUUGUCAAGCUUAAACCAGUCCAUCAGGGAGGGGAGUAAAAGCGUCCGCCUUGUCCUGCUGCAGGGGCAGGGGACAGAGCAUGGGCCCAGCGUCCCCCACCCUGUGGCCUUGAAGCAAAAUUACAGCACAUCACCCGAGCUGGGGAGCAGCUUUUCCA